Molecule: messenger RNA, 1773 nt
Organism: Striga asiatica
Lineage: Eukaryota; Viridiplantae; Streptophyta; Magnoliopsida; Lamiales; Orobanchaceae
Source: the annotation of a GenBank genome assembly
AUGGCCGCCGAUCACGACCAGCUGCCCGACAGCCGCAUCUCCUGCCCGUACACCCCUCUUAUUGAUGCCCACGUCCCGCCGGAGGAGGCCACGGGCAGGCGCCGGAGGCGGCGGCGGACUUCCGCGGUGGUCCUCCUCCUCAUGUCGGGGCUGCUGGGGGCCGCCCUGGUGUUCGGAAACGGAAUUUUUAGGAGUGAAGGGAUGAAGGGCUCGGGGCCGCUGGGGAUGAGGCGGCGGCCGCCGGAGAAGGUGGUUCCGGCCGGCCGUGGGGUGGCGGAGGGGGUGUCGCGUAAGUCGUUUUUCGGCGGGCUGCGGGGACCGCGGCCGUAUUCGUGGAGCGACUCGGCGUUGGCUUGGCAGAGAACCGCGUUUCAUUUCCAGCCGGAAAGCAAUUGGAUGAACGGCCCUGUUUUCUACAACGGUUGGUACCAUUUCUUCUACCAAUACAACCCAUACGACGCCGUCUGGGGCAUAAUCAUGUGGGGCCACGCCGUCUCCAAAGACCUAAUCCACUGGCGCCACCUCAGCAUCGCCUUGUCCCCCGACCAAUGGUACGACGUCAACGGCGUCUGGACGGGCUCCGCCACAAUCCUCGAAAACGGCCAGCUCAUCAUGCUCUACACCGGCUCCACCAACGAGUCAGUCCAGGUCCAAAACCUCGCCUACCCGGCCGACCCGUCCGACCCGCUCCUAGUCAACUGGGUCAAAUACCCGGGCAACCCGGUCCUCCUCCCCCCACCCAACACCGACCCCAAGGACUUCCGUGACCCCACCACCGCCUGGCUCACCCCGCACGGCAAGUGGCGCCUCACGAUUGGCUCCAAAAUCAACGACACGGGGAUGUCCCUGGUGUACGACACGGAGGAUUUCGUCUCCUUCGAGCUUCUGGAAGGCGUGUUGCACGCCGUCCCGGGCACGGGCAUGUGGGAGUGCGUGGAUUUUUACCCGGUCUCGAGGGUGGCCGAGAACGGGCUCGACACGUCCGAGAACGGCCCGGAGGUGAAGCACGCGGUCAAGACGAGCCUCGAUGAUGAUCGAAAUGACUAUUAUGCCCUCGGGAGUUACGACGCCGAGAACGGGACGUGGACACCCGACGAUCCCAGUAUUGAUGUUGGGAUCGGAUUGAGGUACGAUUACGGGAUAUUUUACGCGUCCAAGACUUUUUACGAUCAGGAGAAGAAGAGAAGGGUUCUUUGGGGAUGGAUUAAGGAGACGGACAGUGAAGCCGCCGAUUUACGAAAGGGCUGGGCUUCUCUUCAGGCAAUUCCGAGGACAGUUGUACUCGAUAGGAAAACCGGGAGCAACCUCAUACUGUGGCCGGUUGAAGAAGUAGAGAGAUUGAGACAGGACAAGAGGACUUACGAUAAGAUCGAGGCUAAACCUGGCUCGAUCCUGUCGCUUGACGUCAGAUACUCUUCUCAGCUAGAUAUUGUUGCCGAGUUUGAAGUAGAUGAAGAGGCCUUGGAGAGAAUAGAAGGCACCAAUAUGACUUACAGUUGCACCACCAGUGGUGGAGCUGCUCAGAGAGGGGCAUUAGGACCGUUUGGUCUAUUGGUACACGCGGAUAAGGACCAAAUUGAAAAGACUCCAAUCUAUUUCUAUAUCUCCAAGGACUUGCAAGGAAAUUUAACGACCUUCUUUUGUGCCGAUCAUUCAAGGUCAUCUGAAGCAACUGAUGUGGACAAAGCAAUCUACGGAAGUGUAGUGCCGGUACUGAAAGGCGAAAAACUAUCCGUGAGGAUACUAAUGAUUAUGGAGUACAUCGAAUUUUAA